Euleptes europaea (tarantolino) is the source of this 2253-nucleotide messenger RNA. Its product is annotated as vomeronasal type-2 receptor 26-like. Gene Ontology annotation, biological process: G protein-coupled receptor signaling pathway. Gene Ontology annotation, molecular function: G protein-coupled receptor activity. The record is from RefSeq and is a predicted model, not a curated record. NCBI's taxonomy places the organism in Eukaryota, Metazoa, Chordata, Lepidosauria, Squamata, Sphaerodactylidae. The coding region runs from base 1 to 2253 and encodes 750 amino acids. The transcript is spliced from 5 exons. Gene Ontology annotation, cellular component: membrane.
AUGAGCCUGCUUUCCUCACACCAGAGUUUUGUUCCCAAUUUUAAAUGUGACAGUCAGAAAAAUAUGAUGGCUGUCAUUGGAGGGCUUCUCCCUGAAACAUCUGUCAACAUGGCCACCUUUUUAUCCCUCUACAAUAUUCCACAGCUUAUGUAUGGAUCAUUCUUCCCAAGGCAAGAUUACAAAAGGUUAUUCCCUUCUAUGUACCAAAUGGUUCCAGAUGAAAUGCAUCAGUACACAGGAGUCGUGCGUCUACUUCAUCAUUUCAGAUGGUCAUGGAUUGGUCUCAUUGCUGUUGACAAUGAUAAUGGGGAUAGAUUUUUACAGGCGAUGGUUUCUCUGUUUUCACAGAAUCAGAUCUGCUCUUCUUUUAUAUUAAGAAUACCACAAAGGACAUAUCAGGAUGAAUUUAUAAUAUUGCUUUAUGGGUUGCUGAAACAAUAUCCCGUUCUUGUAGAGAGCAAAUCCACUGUAUAUGUUGUCUAUGGAGAGCCUCCAACAAUGCACAUUUUGAGAAUGUUGCUCUAUGUGUCAGAAAACGUGCUACUUGGUGGUAAAGUGUGGAUUGUUACAUCCCACUGGGAUUUUGAAUCUCUGUCCAUACAAAAGUUUUGGGAUAUAGAAAUCUUCCAUGGUGCCAUAUCAUUUACAGUUCACUCCAAUCAGCCCCCAGGAUUCCAAAAAUUCCUUCAGAUCAUAAGACCUUUCUGGGAUCCAGGAGAUGGUUUUAUUCAGGAAUUUUGGGAGCAAGCCUUCAGCUGUUCUUUGAGAAAUUCCAAUCCUCUUGAGGAGAAUGAGAAGAUGUGCACUGGGGAAGAGAAGCUGGAGAAGCUUCCUGGGAUUUUGUUUGAAAUGAGAAUGGUUGGCCACAGCUACAAUAUCUAUAAUGCUGCUUAUGCUGUAGCACAUGCUUUGAAUGCUUUCUACUUAUCCAGGUUUAAACACAGAAGGUUGAGUGAAGGAGGCAGGAAGGCAUUUGAGAAUUUGCAGCCAUGGCAGCUCCAUCACUUUUUAAGGCGCAUGUCCUUCAACAACAGUGCAGGGGAUUCUGUGCAUUUUAAUGAAAAGGGAGAAUUAGUGGAAGCUUUUGAUGUUGCCAACUGGAUCACUUUCUCAAAUGGAUCUUUUAUUAGAGAAAAGGUGGGAAGACUGGACCCUCAGGCUCUGCAAGGCCAAGAGUUAACCCUCAAUGAUGAUCUAAUUGUCUGGCAUGGAAGCUUCAACCAGGUUCUGCCACGUUCUCUGUGCAAUGACAACUGCUAUCCAGGUUACAGCAGGAAAAAGAAGGAGGGAGAGAAAUUUUGCUGCUAUGAUUGUGCUCCAUGCCCAGAAGAGAUGAUCUCCUACCAGAUAGACAUGGAUGCCUGUGCCAGAUGUCCAGAUGGCCAUUUUCCCAAUAAGUACCAAAAUCAGUGCAUUCCCAAAUGUAUAACUUACUUUUCUUUUAAAGAACCUCUAGGGAUUAUUUUAGUUAUAUUGGUUAUUUCUUUUUCUCUGAUCAUAGCUUUGGUGCUCGGAACAUUCAUGAAGUUCCAGGAUACCCCCAUAGUCAAAGCCAACAACCGGAGCCUUACCUACACCCUCCUCAUCUCUCUCCUGCUUUGCUUCCUCUGCUCUUUCCUUUUCAUUGGACAGCCAGGGAAGGUGUCCUGCCUUUUCCAACAAAUCACUUUUGGUAUCAUCUUCUCUGUAGCCCUCUCCAGUGUUUUGGCCAAAACAAUCACAGUAGUUCUGGCAUUCAUGGCUACCAAACCAGGAUCUCGUGUGAAGAAAUGGGUAGGGAGAAGAACAGCAAAUUCUAUUGUCAUUUUCUGUUCCUUAAUUCAAGCAGGGAUUUGUACUCUUUGGCUAGCUACUUCACCUCCAUUCCCAGAUGCAGACAUGCACUCACAGAAUGAGGAAAUCAUAUUGAAAUGUAAUGAGGGUUCAGCUGCCAUGUUUUACAGUGUGAUCAGCUAUCUGGGAUUCCUUGCCAUUAUCAGCUUGAUUGUGGCUUUCUUUGCCCGGAAAUUACCUGACAGUUUCAAUGAAGCAAAAUUUAUCACCUUCAGCAUGUUGGUCUUUUGCAGUGUUUGGCUGUCCUUCAUACCAACGUACCUGAGCACCAAAGGAAAAUCCAUGGUGGCUGUGGAGAUCUUCUCCAUCUUAGCCUCUAGUGCUGGUUUACUGGGAUGCAUAUUUUCCCCUAAAUGCUACAUCAUUAUUCUAAGGCCUGAGAUGAACAAUAGGGAACAAUUAACAAAGCGGACAAAAUGA